Messenger RNA from Neoarius graeffei (lesser salmon catfish), 781 nucleotides. RefSeq names its product peroxiredoxin 5 (gene prdx5). Bases 49 to 594 code for a protein of 181 amino acids. Gene Ontology annotation, cellular component: mitochondrion; peroxisome; cytoplasm. The transcript has 6 exons. Gene Ontology annotation, biological process: cellular response to oxidative stress; hydrogen peroxide catabolic process; cell redox homeostasis. The record is from RefSeq and is a predicted model, not a curated record. NCBI's taxonomy places the organism in Eukaryota, Metazoa, Chordata, Actinopteri, Siluriformes, Ariidae. Gene Ontology annotation, molecular function: thioredoxin peroxidase activity.
UUGAUGGGCAGCCCCUUCUUCCUCUUAUAUAAAAUCCGCUGAACAGUAAUGCUGCUUCGAGGAUUUCGUGUGUUUAAUUUCAUCAGACCACUUCAUACUGCACUCACUGUAAACAUGCCCAUCAAGGUUGGACAGAGUUUGCCAGCUGUGGAGGUCCAGGAAGGAGAACCAGGAAAUAAAGUUUCCAUCGCUCAACUCUUCAAAGGCAAAAAGGGGAUACUGUUUGGCGUGCCAGGAGCUUUUACUCCUGGAUGCUCCAAGACGCAUCUCCCAGGAUUCGUGGCUGAUGCUGAAAAGCUGAGGAGCAGUGGUAUUCAGGAGGUGGCCUGCGUCUCUGUGAACGACGUGUUUGUCAUGGCCGCGUGGGGAAAGGAACAUGGCACAGAUGGCAAGGUGCGAAUGCUGGCAGAUCCCACAGGAGCCUUCACUGAGGCAGUGGAUCUCUAUCAGGACAAUGAUGACCUUUUGAAGGUACUUGGUAACAAGAGAUCCAAGAGAUACGCAAUGGUUGUUGAGGACGGUGUGGUGAAGAAGCUCAACGUGGAACCCGAUGGUACCGGUCUCAGCUGCAGCUUGGCCUCCAACAUACUCUAACUGUACCAGCUUCUACAUUCUUACUGUGACUGAUGGCAGUGUAAGCACAGCAGUAAUUCAAGGUGUUAUACAGUUCAGUAAGACAUCAACGCACAAUGUGAACUUCAUGUAUUAAGCUGAAAUGCUGCACAAUACUGUCACUUAUCUACACAAUAAAACAACUUUUGCAUUCUUGAUGACUAUAAAA